Molecule: messenger RNA, 1113 nt
Organism: Closterium sp. Naga37s-1
Lineage: Eukaryota; Viridiplantae; Streptophyta; Zygnematophyceae; Desmidiales; Closteriaceae
Source: the annotation of a GenBank genome assembly
AUGGCUACCACCCCUCCUGUUCCUCUCCCCCCUCCUAUCGACGCCUCUUCGGUUGACAAGCUGCAGCUUGCUGCAGAUCGUUCCGCCAUCAACUGGCACUCGUUCGUCGGCAGCAUUCGCCGCGUCCUUCAAGACGCCUUCGUCGGACCCUACUGCGUCCUUGACGUCCUCCUUCACCGUCCGCAGGCUCUCCAACCGACCGCACCCAAUCACCCUGGCGAACCUCCUCCCCUCCCCCCCCGCCCUGGGCCCCCUCCUCCUGAGCCUAACCUGACCGUGGCUACUGCCCCCGAGCUUCAGGCUGCUGCGGACGCCACCUUCCUCCACAACCGCCGCGAAUACCUCAUCCGCAAGGCCGACCAUGACGUUGCUCUCCUCAACUAUGAGUUUGCCUCGUCAGAGCGUUCCACUCGCCUGGAGCUGAUUGCCGAGUACACCACCUCCAUGGCGGCUUAUGUCCCCAACAGCAUCGCCUGGGCCGCUGCCGACAACCGCGCUUGCACCAUCCUUCUUGGUGCUCUCCCCGACGCCCUCAUGCGCCGCUUCCAAGCUCACGAGAUGCGCGCUCACCUCAUUUGGACCGAGCUCCAGUCUAUGUUCGAGCGUCGCGACAUCAGCUCUGUUGGCGUUCUAUUCCAGGAGUAUUUCUCCAUCACCCUCGCCACCUGUGACGGCGCAGUCGACUAUGUCGGGCGCAUGCAGGAGGUUGCCGAUCGCCUUGCCGCUCGCCAGGCUGCCCUUUCCGAGCCCCUGCAGAUCCACAGUCUGCUCUUCAAACUCACGCCAGACUAUGAGUCCCGCCUUCACGCCUUCACCGAGGCGAACCCCUUGGCUGGCCUCCCCGAGGUGACACAGUGGAUCAUUGACACGGAGGUCAAGCUCCGCACCCCCAUUGUCAACCUCACCACCACUCACUCCUCCUCCGCCUCCCUCAAUGCCACACAGCCGCGCACUCAGGGUGGUCGCACCGGCGGUAGCGGGGGUCGUGGAGGGAGUGGAGGUGGCAGUAGGGGUAGUGGCCGUGGUGGCCGUGGUGGUAGUGGUGGUGGUGGUGGUGGUCCUAGUGGCCCCGCUCCCGGAGGCUCCUCUAGUGCUGGUGGAGCUUGUCCCUGA